GACACCAGAAAUCCCCAAGGCCGCAAGGAAACGCAAGAGUCGCCGAGGAUCCUGAGCGAGAUCGAAGGGCCGUGAUGGCGGACGCGGGGAGCCUCGAGAAGAUGGGCCGGGAGCUCAAGUGCCCCAUAUGCUUGAGUCUGCUGAGUUCGGCGGUGUCCAUCACCUGCAACCACAUCUUCUGCAACGGCUGCCUGAUGGAGUCCAUGAAAUCUGCUUCCAGCUGCCCGGUGUGCAAGGUCCCAUUCCGCCGAAGAGAAAUACGGCCGGCGCCCCACAUGGACAAUUUGGUGUCUGUUUUCAAAAGUAUGGAAGUUGCAGCCGGUACUAGUAUUGUGGCAACACCUCUGGCUCCUUCACCCAAGGUUGCAGAUGGAUCACAAUGUGGUGGGAACAGUGGCAGCAAGCCUAAAAGCUCGCGGAAAAAGAAGGUAGCAUCAAAGAAGAAAAACAAUACAUCGAAGGCUGCUGCAGCUUCUGCAUCUUGUCCUACUACAAAGCCUUCAAUCUCCAUGAACAAAAGAAUACACGUGACGCUAUUCCCUGAAUGUGAGACGCCAACAAGGCCCAAAAAGAUUAUGAAGCCUGAAGAGCAAAAAACUAAGCUGAAUGGUGAUGCUGAAGAGGACAAAAAUAAAACAUUGAAUUCUGAUAGACCAGAAAGCCCUUCAUUGUCACCAUUUUUUUGGCUGAGGGGAGAAGAGCAAGAAGAAGGUGGCACUGCUGGAAGUUUAAGUGAACCACUAUCAUUGGACACACCCUUGCGUCACAAUGCACCUACCUUCAGCGAUAUCAUGGAUUCUGAUGAUGAAAUACCUAAUAAUGUGACUCCUAAUGUAAGUUCUUCUGAGCAUUUUUUUUGCAUUUUUUUAGUUUCCUGGUUGAACUUUGUGCAUACCAUUUUGUUACAUGUGUUGCAGAGCAAAGCUGAGGUUUCAGAGAUAUUUGACAGUGAAAUCUUUGAAUGGAGUCAAAGACCUUGCUCCCCUGAGCUGCGAUCUACUCCGCUGAAAAAACAGGGUAAAUUGAAGAAAAUUCUAGAUCAAAUCACAGAGACAGAUGAUGUUGAGGACAUGAAUCUUGGUGGUUCAUUUGAUAAAUUGGAUCAUGAAAGUAAUGCCGCUCAGCUUGUCAAUGGUGCAGAAAUUAAGAAGAGAAAGUCAGCAAGAGCUAGGACCAAGAAGAAUUCAAAACUGCCUGAUUGCGGUAAGCUAUGUACAAAAGGAUGUGAUGCUGUUCACCAAGUUACAGAUAUCCCUGUAAGUAUCACCACAAUGCCAGGCCAGAAGAACAGCGGUAAAAAGGAGAGCAAUACUUCGAGUGGAAGAAGCAAGGUCUCUUGCAACAGCAGUAGAUUUCUUUGCUCCAGUGAUAAAUCUAUGGAGACAUUUCCCCCCCAAGAAAAUAGUUUGGAGAUUGAAGCAUCUGAAAACCAGCUUUCAGAAAGAUCCCAUAAAAAUGAUAAAGACAGUCGACGAAAACUUGAAAGAACAGGGAAUAGUGCAUUGAAGACUGCAGAGAACAAAUCUGAACAAACAAGUAAGCGGAUCAGAAGAAUUUCUCAUGGUGCUGUAGCUGACGAGAUAAGAGUUAUCUCAGUGGCUGAAAAUAAAACAGAAUCACCGCAGCAUCACACUCUCAUAAAAGGCUGCACCCGGCAUAAACACUUGGAUGGUAGAAGUAAACAAAGCAUGGAAUCAAACAUUGGUCCAAAUACACCAAGCCCUUUACCUGGGAGAUGCCAAUUUAAUGAGGCCAUACGCACAGUUCCUUCAGUAAAGAAUUUCUUGGUUAAGAAUGGUAGUGUAAAAUCUAUUGAACAAUCAGAUUACUCAGAAACUAUCAGAUCUGCACGCAAUGCUGUCCUGCAGAAAUGUGAGGAAAAAGCUCCUAUGGCUUCCUGUGCUUUCUGCCAGUCUGAUGAUAUCACAGAGGAGUCUGGCAAGAUGGUUCACUACCAUAACGGGAAAGAAGUGCCUGCAGAAUUUAAUGGAGGGACUGGUGUAAUACAUUCCCACAAAAACUGCCUGGAGUGGGCUCCUGAUGUCUACUUCAAAGAUGACUCUGUGUUUAAUCUUACAACUGAGUUGGCUAGAAGUAGAAGGAUCAAAUGUGCUUGCUGUGGAAUUAAAGGUGCUGCACUUGGAUGCUUUGACAUGAGUUGUCGAAAAAGCUUCCACUUCACCUGUGCUAAAUUGAUCCCAGAAUGCAGAUGGGAUGAUGAAAACUUUGUGAUGUUAUGCCCUUUGCACCAAUCUUCAAAGUUGCCAAUAGAAACUUCUGAGUCGAAAAAGAAGUCUCAAAGGAGACUAACACCAAAAGGGUCAGCUCAAGUAAGACCUUGUCAAGUUUAUGGUAAUAAAUGGACAUGGCCAUCUGGAUCACCACAGAAGUGGGUUCUCUGCUGUUCAGCCCUUUCUCCUGCAGAAAAGGGUAUUGUAUCAGAAUUUGCAAAAAUAGCUGGUGUGCCAAUCUCAACAAGUUGGAAUCCCAGUGUUACUCAUGUUAUUGCAUCAACCGACCUGUCUGGUGCUUGCAAGCGCACACUUAAGUUUCUGAUGGCAAUCCUGAAUGGCAAAUGGGUUGUCUCCAUAGACUGGGUUAAAACUUGCAUGGAACAUAUGGAACCUGUUGAUGAAGUGAGAUUUGAAGUUACCACUGAUGUACAUGGGACUAGAGAGGGUCCCAAGUUAGGCAGACAAAGAGUUAUCAACAAGCAACCUAAAUUAUUUGCCAGCAUUCAUCUCUACCUCCAUGGAGAUUACACCCAGUCCUACAGGGGCUACCUGCAAGACCUUGUGGUUGCAGCCGGUGGAACUGUCCUUCAGAGGAAGCCUGUGUCAAGAGAUCAGCAGAAGUUGCUUGAUGACAGUUCCCUUAUCCUCAUUGUCUACAGCGUUGAGAAUCAAGACAAGGGUAAUCCAAAAUCCAAGGAUGGCGUCGAUACUGGUCGUAGCCAAGCUGAUGCUCAGGCUCUGGCCUGCGCCUCUGGUGGCAAAGUUGUGAGCAGCGCAUGGAUCAUUGACUCCAUUUCAGCUUGCAACCUUCAACCCCUUUAAGUUAGAAGGUAGAUUAAGUCAUGGACAUAAAAUCUAGUAUUGCUGCAUAAUGUUACAGUGUAAAUAUUAGAAUGCGACUUUAUGUUAUUUGUUGGAAGAGUCGAGUUCAUUCCUUAGUUGAACGCUAUGUUUUUUAAGCACUGCUUCAAUGCUGGAUUUGGUAUCAGGUUGUUAUACAUAGCAAUUGCAGUUUGAAAUCAA
Molecule: messenger RNA, 3257 nt
Organism: Setaria italica (foxtail millet)
Lineage: Eukaryota; Viridiplantae; Streptophyta; Magnoliopsida; Poales; Poaceae
Product: protein BREAST CANCER SUSCEPTIBILITY 1 homolog
Exons: 13
Coding region: 75-3056 (993 amino acids)
Biological process (GO): positive regulation of transcription by RNA polymerase II; double-strand break repair via homologous recombination; negative regulation of fatty acid biosynthetic process
Cellular component (GO): plasma membrane; BRCA1-BARD1 complex; BRCA1-A complex
Molecular function (GO): ubiquitin-protein transferase activity
Source: RefSeq, a predicted model, not a curated record